Molecule: messenger RNA, 1152 nt
Organism: Myripristis murdjan (pinecone soldierfish)
Lineage: Eukaryota; Metazoa; Chordata; Actinopteri; Holocentriformes; Holocentridae
Product: chemokine-like protein TAFA-5
Exons: 4
Coding region: 1-378 (125 amino acids)
Biological process (GO): G protein-coupled receptor signaling pathway
Molecular function (GO): receptor ligand activity; G protein-coupled receptor binding
Source: RefSeq, a predicted model, not a curated record
AUGCAGCUCCUCCGCCUGGCCUGGGCUCUGGCGGCCGCGGCGGUCUGCUUUUUGGUUAUUCUGCUCAUCCACUCACACGUCCUGAAGGAAGGUCAGCUGGCGGCGGGGACCUGUGAGAUCGUCACGCUGGACCGGGACAGCAGCCAGCCGAGGAGGACCAUCGCCCGCCAGACGGCGAGGUGCGCCUGCAGGAGGGGCCAGAUCGCCGGCACCACGAGGGCCCGGCCCGCCUGCGUGGAUGCUGCUGUAGUGAGGAGCAGGCAGUGGUGCGACAUGUCUCCGUGUCUGGAUGAUGAAGGCUGUGAUCUGCUGGUCAACCAGUCGGGCUGGACCUGCACGCAGCCGGGGGGCCGAGUCAAGACCACCACGGUGUCCUGACAGCGGCCGUGUCCCACGCUCCCGACAGCACGAAUGGGUGUGAGUCGCUUCCUGCCGUCCGUCCCCCACCGCCAAGCAGAGCGUCCGCCGCCCAGCCACCGGCCGCCCCCGGAGCCACGGGCCUGAUGUUGCCCCUCGUCCUGCCGUGCUGCACUGCAGUGGCGUUCAGGAACCACAACUUCACCUGGGAAACUUGGAUAUUCAUGGAUUGUACUGGACGCGGUGUGACGGUGUGACAUUUGUGUUUCCGGAGGAUUUUGAAAAGCGUCUCGUGAACGCUGCAGACGCUGCAGACACUGCAAAGAGACGCUUUUUCAUUUGGCACAAAAACUAUGAGAUGUUUUCAUCGACCAAAGACGAACACAUCCAUCCACGCCACGUCUCCAAGGACGAGGAGGAACAACGGAACAUGCGCGUGCUGAACACUGACUGGACACACACACACACACACACACACACACACACACACACACACACAUUGUGAUAUAAGUGACUUAUUGCACAAAGUAAUAUUGUAUACAGGUUAAUAAUGAGAAACACAUGUAUGAGUCAGGUGGACUGCACCUGUGUGCCACGGCUGUUUCCCUGGUCGGCGGCCCUGUCAGCUCUGUUCGGGAUGAAGAAGCAUUAAAUGUAUUUUCAAAAGCCUAAAAUUAUAUAUUUAACAGUUUUGUAUGUUGUAUCUUUGUAGAAAACCUUAUUUAAGUCACUGCUCAUCAUGACGUGCAGUCCCAGCGGUCAAUAAAGCGGAGGAGCCUCCUUCACCCUGAACCA